AUUCCGAGUUAGUCAACCAUUUCUUACUGACACGGCGUGAUAGAAAGUUUAUGGAAGUUUAAGAUCGGCGGAAUGAUGUUUGCAACGAAAUGGACGGAAUCCUAAUUUGGAAAUCGAGCCAAAUCCUAAGAUGAUCAAGAGGAAUUUGACUCGCCUGUUCAUUGUUGGAAUAUUUUUGAUCUGCCUUACUUUAUUUGUAACCAAAGGAAGUUUAUUUUGUAAUAUAUUUGUACCAAACGAGUAUACAAAGGAACGCGAAUGUCAAACGCUUCAUGUCAAAAAAGACAUUCCACGUAUUUAUAUUGUGACGCCAACUCAUACACGGCUUACACAAAAAGCAGACUUGACGCGACUAUCUUAUACAUUGCGUCUUGUGCCAAACAUUCGCUGGAUAGUUGUAGAAGAUGCUGACCAACCAUCAGAUAUUGUGAAAAAUCUUUUAGCAAGCAGUGAACUACAUUACACACACUUAUUUGCCAAAACUCGGCCUGAAUCACUGAAGAAGACUGCUGAAAGAUGGCGACCACACAGAGGAGUAGACCAAAGAAACGAAGCAAUACGCUGGAUUAGACAAAAUGCGAAACAAACAGGAGUUGUCUACUUUGCUGAUGAUGAUAACACAUAUGAUAUCAGGCUCUUUGAAGAGAUGCGGUACACUAAAAAGAUGUCUGUGUGGCCAGUUGGGCUGGUUGCUGGUAUACGAUACGAGGCGCCUAAAGUCCGCAAUGGGAAGGUUGUUGGUUGGCACACCUCCUUACCUCGCAAUAUAAGCACUGACAUGGCGGGGUUCGCAGUAAGCCUACAGCUGUUGGAUGACAAUGCUGGUGCACAAUUCCGAGCCACUGCGGCGUCGGGAUAUCUAGAAGCGGAUUUCAUCAAACAACUCGGUGUGACAUUGUCAGAUUUGGAGCCUCGAGCUGAAGAAUGCACUAAGGUUCUUGUCUGGCAUACAAAAACGGAAAAAUCAUCAAUUAAGAACGAGGCUUUAAUCCUGAAAUGGUACAACUACACCUCUGAUCCUAAUAUUGAAGUCUGAAUGAUUAACAGUUUUAUGUUGUGCAAUCGAUUAUGUUUUGGAUAAAAAAUAAAUACGC
Mya arenaria is the source of this 1094-nucleotide messenger RNA. RefSeq names its product galactosylgalactosylxylosylprotein 3-beta-glucuronosyltransferase 3-like. Lineage: Eukaryota; Metazoa; Mollusca; Bivalvia; Myida; Myidae. Bases 131 to 1036 code for a protein of 301 amino acids. Gene Ontology annotation, cellular component: Golgi membrane. The record is from RefSeq and is a predicted model, not a curated record. Gene Ontology annotation, biological process: chondroitin sulfate proteoglycan biosynthetic process; carbohydrate metabolic process. The transcript has 6 exons. Gene Ontology annotation, molecular function: galactosylgalactosylxylosylprotein 3-beta-glucuronosyltransferase activity.